Messenger RNA from Pelagomonas calceolata, 714 nucleotides. Lineage: Eukaryota; Pelagophyceae; Pelagomonadales; Pelagomonadaceae. The record is from the annotation of a GenBank genome assembly.
AUGAAGGUGACGGUCCCCGCGGGCGCGGCGCCGAACAAAAUGCUGCAGGCCACCUCGCCGACCGGCGAGCGCGUGGCCUUCUUCCCCCCGGCCGGCGCCGGCGGCCGCGACGUCUACCUGCCCUUGGACGACGCGACGGCGGGGCCCGCGCCGCCGCCCGUCGCCGCGCCGAUACCGGCGCCCGGUGGCCAGCUGACGUGGGACGAGGCCGACGCCGCGACCGUGGCGCCGCCUGCGCCUACGCAGCCAUCCGCCGCGCCGCCGCAGCCGCAGCCCGCGGCGACCGCGGCUCCCGGAAUGAUAGAGAUUCAGGUGCCCGAGGGCGCUGUGCCCGGCGCGACGCUCGAGUUCCAGCUGGACGACGGCAGGACCCUCGACGUGACGGUGCCCGAGGGCGCCCGCGCGGGCGACCGCCUGCAGGUGCCCACGGACGCCGCGGACGCGCCGCCGCCGCCGCCCGCGGUGCCGCGACAAACCGGCACCGCGGAAAGCAUCGAGAUACAGGUCCCCGAGGGCGCGGUGCCCGGGUCGACGCUCGAGUUUACGCUUGAUGACGGCCGGACCAUCGACAUCACGGUGCCCGAGGGCGCCCGCGCGGGCGACCGCCUGGAGGUGCCGGUCCCUCCCCUCUCGCCCUCCGCGGGCCCCGACGGCGACGCGGCCGACUGGGACGAGGGGCCCGACGACCUCGACGAGAUCGAGGAGAUGGAGUAG